Messenger RNA from Capronia coronata CBS 617.96, 2052 nucleotides. RefSeq lists its product as uncharacterized. NCBI's taxonomy places the organism in Eukaryota, Fungi, Ascomycota, Eurotiomycetes, Chaetothyriales, Herpotrichiellaceae. The record is from RefSeq and is a predicted model, not a curated record. Gene Ontology annotation, cellular component: nucleolus. Bases 1 to 2052 code for a protein of 683 amino acids. Gene Ontology annotation, molecular function: chromatin binding. The transcript has a single exon. Gene Ontology annotation, biological process: DNA replication initiation.
AUGCCUCACGGACGACCGGCCAAGCGCAGACGGAUUACACCUCCAAUCGACGACAGCAAACCCUCUGAAACAGUCAAGUCAUCUGACCUUUUUGCACGAGCAGCGGACUGGGAUCUCGAGCAAGAGUAUGAGCAGAGGCGGCGGGGCAAGAAAUCCAAGGAAUCCAACAGGUUGCCCAUCAAGACCGCGGAAGGACAUGUUCAACGUGUGAAAGAGGAGGCUACAAAAUCUGAAGAUGACUCAGACAGCUUUCUAGGUUCUGGUUCCGAGGAUGAGGGCGGCGACGAAUCAGCUGAAACCCCUCCAACUGAGGCAGAGUCUGUAGUACAGAUCCCUUUGAAGCAGCAGAUUGUAGCUGCAAAGGAAGAGAUUGCUCGAAAUGCGGGGCUGUUGAACGAGGAUCCGGAAGAACAUGCGGGCUCAUUCAAGAAGCUGGCACAGAUUGGCGGUCCAGGCUCGCCCGUCGCCGUGCAGAAACUGUCCCUUGCUGCGCAAGCCGCCGUCUACAAAGAUGUUAUACCUGGCUAUCGGAUACGAUCCUACAAGGAUGAGGACCUUGGAUCCAAGGUGUCGAGGGAGGUGCGGCAAACCAGACAAUAUGAACAAGCUUUGGUGACCGGAUAUCAAGUAUAUGUCAAACGUUUGAGUAGCCUGGCAAAGGUUAGGAAAGGGGAUCAGGAUGCCCUGACGCUGCGAAGUGUUGCAAUCAGUUGUGUCUGCACGCUGCUAUUGUCCGUGCCCCAUUUCAACUUCCGCACCGAGCUGCUGAACGUCUUGGUGCGCGAGUUAGCCAGCAGAGAGGCCACUCCAGACUUUAGGAGAUGUGUUGAGACACUGGAGAAAUUCUUCGAAGGGGACGACGAUGGCGCGCCGUCCCUGGAAGCUGUUGGUCUUUUGACAAAGAUGAUGAAAGCAAAAGACUAUCGAAUUAGGGAAGAAGUUUUGAACACUUUCUUCCACCUCCGUCUUCUCGACGAGCUGUUGGGCCCGACUUUGAGCAGGUCGGAAAGACGAGAAGAUAUCUCCAAGCUGCAUGGAAAGAAGGUGAAGAAAGAAAGGUUUGAGCAUCGCUCCAAGAAAGAAAGGAAGCUCGCCAAAGAGCGGAAAGCGGUGGAGAAGGAUAUGCGCGAGGCCGAUGCGAUUGUCAACUACGAAGAGCGGGAAAAACUUCAGUCUGAGACACUCAAACUCGUCUUCAUCACGUACUUCCGUAUCUUGAAGGCCAGAAUCCCGGAGCUGAUGGGCGCCGUGCUGGAAGGGUUGGCCAGAUACGCACAUCUGAUCAACCAGGAUUUCUUCGGUGACAUCCUGGAGGCGUUGAAGGACAUUAUCAACCAAGCCGAUGCAGUGUCGAAGGGGGAAUUGGAUGAGGAGGAUGAAGACACCGCCGACACCUCCCAGGAAGUUGAUGGCGAGACGAUUCGCAACCGGACCCGGGAGAGCCUCCUUGCCACACAGACGGCGUUCACACUCUUGUCAGGCCAAGAAGUCUCCAAAGCCGCCUCUGGUUUGCACCUCGAUCUGUCAUUCUUCACGGCCCAUACCUACCGGUCACUCUAUCCACUGAGUCUUGAUGCUGACAUUGAGUUGGGACCCAAGUCUCUUCGCUUGCCAGACCCUCAUGCCGCAAAAGCCUCGGAGAAGCCCAGCAUGAGAGUCAAUGUUUCAACUCCAAUCCUCCUCUUGACGCGUGUCCUGACCUCGAUCCUACUGACGCCAUCUCAGCCGCCCCCUACGGUUGCUGCCGCCUCAUUCUUCAAACGUCUGUUGACUGUAUCGCUGCAAUUACCAGAAAAGUCCGCCUUGGCGGUUUUGACUCUCUUGGCCAAGAUUGCAGACAAGCACGGUCGCAAGAUUGAAGCACUAUGGUACAGUGACGAAAGGAAAGGGGAUGGAAUUUUCCGAGGGGAGAGUGAGAGCAUUGAGGGUUCCAACGUGCUUGCGACUGGCAGUGGAACAUGGGAAACCGAGCUGUUGAAGAAGCAUUUUUGUCCAAAGGUCAGGGAACAGAUGACGGCGAUUCACAAAAUCGUUGCCGGCUUGCAUAGGUAG